Molecule: messenger RNA, 2415 nt
Organism: Komagataella phaffii GS115
Lineage: Eukaryota; Fungi; Ascomycota; Pichiomycetes; Pichiales; Pichiaceae
Product: Component of the conserved oligomeric Golgi complex (Cog1p through Cog8p)
Exons: 1
Coding region: 1-2415 (804 amino acids)
Biological process (GO): intra-Golgi vesicle-mediated transport
Cellular component (GO): COG complex
Source: RefSeq, a predicted model, not a curated record
AUGGACUUUGUAUAUGAGUACUCAGAUGCUACCCCUAGUGGCACAUUUGAUGACCCAUUGCCUGCAGAGCCCGAACCACCAUUCAAUUUGUCAAACUUAAACUCGUACAAAGAUGAUUUGACUAAAAAAUUCUCCAAAAUGAGCAUUCUGAAAAGUCUGAAAAAUGACACCAAUUCAGUUGACGAUGUCGACGACUCACAAUCGAUCUCCAAUGACGGGCAGAGGGCUUAUAAAUACGCCAAUCAGUCUCUGGAUCUGGUUAACCAGCACACCACUAAUAAAUCAAUCAGAACCACCAGCGAUGAACAACCUUCGGUGUCCACUGUUUUGAGCAACAGACUGAGCAGAGUGCUCAAUAAUACUAAUUACGACCCUUCAACCAAGGAACUACUCUCCAUUGUGGAGAAGAAAAUAAAAGAAGAUACGGCGCAUGAAUACGACAAAGUUACUGACCCAAGUUUUGUUGGAAACCUUGCUAGAAGAAAGUUGCGUAACGACAUUGAACAUGAUGUUGUAGAUGCCAACUUCAAUUUCUUGAAACAAUUGCAACCCUUAAGAAAGACCUUGGGCCAGAUUGAAAGUGACUUGAAUGAAAUGAACGAGCUCAACAAUCAAAUCACUGAAAAGUUGUCCUCUAGAGUUGAAGAUACCACUAGGUUGGAUAAUUCCAUACACGAGUUGCAUGCAACUUCCAAGAUUAUUUCCAUCAAAAAGAAGCUUUUGCAGAAUUUCCAGAACCGCUAUACUCUCUCCCAUUUCGAAGCACAUCAAUUAGAGUUUGGUGAAAUUGACGAUUCCUUUCUAGAAAUACUGAAAAAAGCUGAGUCAAUUCAUGAUGAUUGUUCAAUUUUGUUAACCAUGGAGAAUGCUACUGUGGGUAUUAAUAUUAUGAACGACAUGAAAAAGCUUUCCAAUAAUGCCAUCGACAGAUUGUCGACAUUUGUCACCAAACAUUUUUCUAGGUUAAGUUCGUCCAACAAUACCUCCGCCUCCAUAGAGGAUAAGGCAUUCCUGAAAAGAUCUAUACUCUUCAUUUCCGAAAGAUACCCGGAGCAGCUCUCUGGAAUCACCAACCAAAUAGUCGAAUCAAGGUCAAAGUCUUUGCUUGACGAGUUCCAAAUACAAUUGAAUGGUUAUGCAGAUUCAGCAUCAAGAAACGAAAGGGAUGUUAAUAAACCAUUGUUCCUUUCCGCAUAUGAUUCAGAAAGGUUUCUCGGAGAUUUACUUGCUUAUAUUCAUGGCACAAUUGUUAAUGAAAGAGAAACCGUCGAAAGCUUGUUCAGUUUGCAAGAUGAGGAGAAAGAUAAUAUCGUUUUGACAACACUCGUAGAGUCAAUUGUUUCAAAGAACAUCGAAUCUCUAGCUACCCCCCUGAAUUUAAAGAUUGAACAGAUCAUCAGAAAUGAGUCUAAGCUGACAGCGAUCCAAGCUUUUUAUGACCUGCUCUCACUUUAUUCCAUGAUGCUUGAAAAAACUUUAGGUUCUAAGAAUGCCCUUUUGAGUACAAUCAACUCUUUAAAAGUUUCGGCUUUGGGUAAGAUUCAAAGUUCAAUCAACAUUAAACUUAAAAACAUAGAGCGGACUGCCAAUGAGAGCAUGUCAUAUUAUAAUGAAGAUGAACAACUAGAUGGUACAAACCACAACUUUGUUUCAGAAACUCAUUACAUUGAAGAAAUCACACCUGAGCUAGCUGUGCCUGAUUGGUUGAUCAAUUUCUAUGGUGACGUACUUCCCAUCUUUGAUAAUGAAAAGGUGACAAAUGCCAAAGAACUGUAUGAGGAUUUACUCAAAUACUGUUUUGAACAAAUCAUUCAACUUAUCGAGAAACAAAUAGCUCAGAAUAAAUUGAAUGAUGCUAGAGAGAUAUUGAUUUUCAAAUCAAACUGUUACGAUUUUGUUUAUUCCAAAAUUGUGACCCUGAACAUCUUUAAGGAGAAACUGGAUCGAUUAGAGGUAAUGAUAAAGGAAUGCGAAUCAAAAUUGACCGAAAUUCAGUACACUUAUCUUCUCAAACAAUCAGGGUUAUAUGAUAUUCACAACCUUGUCAACAUGAUAUCCUCAACUAGGGAAGAUUUCUUUGACGUCUCCGUUUAUGAACCAAUUACGGAGAACUCACUAUUCAAUGGUGACAAAUUCAAAGAAAUAUCAGAUCGCCUUCAAGAUUUUCUUCCAAUUGCAUUAAUUGAUUACCAAGAGGAGCGAUUGUUGUAUCUAUUACCUCCCACGCUUGUUAACUCUAUCAUUCAAAACUCCUCUGUGGAUUUUGUCAACUUUUAUUUCAAAUUAUCGUUGAUCGUGAAGGAAUAUUUGAAAGCCAGUGAAGGAUGUCUCAGAUGGGAUGACAUGGAGGUUGCUACCUUACUUAGUUGCGAGAGUGCCUACAUAAAGCAAAAGCCGGAUAUUGAAGAGUCAUGA